UUUUGAUCCUGUUUGAUUGAAAAGGAUUCUUUAUAUUUAUUGUUGUAAUUUGUUUCUUAUUUUCACUUGUUUUAACAUGAACAAUAACUUCAAUAGUUCUAAUAACUUUUCUACUGAUAAUAACAAUAGCAAACAUAUUAAUAAAAGUGAACUUUCAGUUAACCGUAAUACUGUUAAAUCAGAUAACAUCAACUCAUCAUAUGGUUUUAAUGCUAAUGAAGGUAAUCACAAUGGUAUAAAGCAAGCGCAUCAUAUGCUCAAAAAGAAAUUACCGAGUUUUUUGAUAUCUUCUUCAUCUUUAAGAAAUAAAAGUUUCAAUCGAUCACAUAUAAAAACCAGGCCGAAAUUCAAAAAUGAACAAAGUUCAAAAGUUAUUCCAGCUGCCAAUUCAAUCAUUGUCAACGAUAAUGCAAAAAAAGUGACCAAUACUUUGAGUAAAAUAAAAAUUGAAGACAAUAGUAAAAAGAACUACAAUUAUUUUAAUUUGAAAUUUGCUAAUAAAAAUGAAAUCAACGAUUUAAAAUUUAAUUUAAUGAAAUUUAAUUCAAAGAAUAAAAUUGAUCCAAUGAGUGAUUUUUUAAAGCCAAUAAGAUUGAAUAGAAAAGACCCUAAUAAUUUGCAAUUUCAAUUAUCUAGAAAGGAAAUUGAUGAAAUGAAUAAAAAUAAUAACAAAAUCUCAAAUGAUGAUAAUGAUAAUAACAACAAAGAUUUAAAUGAUAUUGAUAAGAAUAAUAAUGAUAAUGAUAAUAAUGAUAAUAAUGAUAAUAAUAAUAAUAAUGUAAUUGAUAACAAUAAGGAUGAAAUUAUUAGAAAUAAUCAUUUGGUUAACAACCAUAGUGAAAGUGAGCAUAGAAAUAAAAUUUCUGAUAAAAAGUUAGAUUUUACAAACCAAAGUAGUGAUGGGAUUAGUAUGAACAAUGAAACAUUAAAUGAAACAUUGAAUGAAACUAACUCUAAGAAUGUAAAUGAAUUUAAUCCUGCUAUUAAAAAAAGAGCCAAAAAAAAAUUUAAAGAAGUAAAAAUUUUCCCAGAAGAUCAAAGAAAGUUGCAUUAUGAAGAGUAUUAUCCCUGGGUCAUGGAAGAUUAUGAUGGAAAACAUACCUUUGUGGGAAAUUAUGAAGCUGGUUCCUCAAUUUCGAAAAACUUGUUUUUAUUUUUCCUUGAUAAUAGUGACCCAAACUUGCCAGGUUUUAAAAUAUUGCCAGUUUCCAAAGUUUAUAAAUUCAAUCAAAAAAAUUUAUAUCCUAUUUUAACUUUAGAAGAGGCUGAGCUACAAUUAGAAAAAUUGAAGAAAAGCAAAGAAUUGAUUAACCAAAAAUGGACAGUAAAUGAUUUAAGAAAUGAAGAAGACUUUAAAAACUUAAAUAUUAAUAAAAGAGUAUCUACAAGAAUAUUGUAUAACAAUAUGUAUAACAACAAUUCUGGUAUUAAUAGCUCGAAUAAUUCAAAUCAUAUGAUUUCAAAUAAUGAAUCAUUACUUGCUUCGAAUAAAAGUAAAUUAAAAACAGUUAUUACGACUGAUAGAUUUGACGAUGAUGAUGAUGAUGAUGAUUAUGGAAAUCGAUUUAGAUCGGUAAACAGAGAUUAUGAUAAUGAUGAAUUAGAUUAUGAGGAAGAGUUUGCAGAUGAUGAGGAAGCGCCAAUAAUGGAAGGUGAUGAUGAGGAAGAAAAAGAAGCAAGGAAAAGAAUUGAAAGAGAAAUGAGAAAUGCCAACACCUUUCAAGGAUUAGCAGAUAAUGACUCGGAUGAUAGUAAUUACAAUAGUGGUCUUAAUAGAAACAACAACAAGUCCAUCAAUAAUGAAAUUGAUUUAAUUACUGGAGAAAUCAAAGUCAAUACGGGGUUUAAGAAAUUUAAUAAGGAUGGUGAGAAAAUUAGAAGAACUUUAAUGAAAACAAGCAUUGGGGGAAUCAAUUAUGAGAGCGAUGAUGAAGAAAAUCCUUAUUUAUCUUCAUCUGAUUAUGAGGAUGAUGAAGACGACGAAGAGUUUCAAGAUAACAAUAAUAAUAACAACAAAAAUAAUAAUAAUGAUGAUGAUAAUAAUAAUAAUAACAAUAACAAUAAUAAUAAUAAUAAUACUGAUAAAAAUAGUAACAAUAAAUUUGAUAACGGCUUUUCUAAGAAAAACCAUAAAGAAGAUUUAAUUCCAAGGUUAUAUGUCAAAAAAAUUAAUUUAAAUAAUUAUAAUAAAUUAAAUAGUAUAGUUACUGUUAAAUUCACAUCAUAUUCCAUUAAUCUUUUAAAGGAGUUUCCGAAGGGUGAAUGGAACUUAUCAAGGCCAAUCUCAAGUGUUGUUUAUCAGCCUAAAAAUGACGAUAAUAAUCCAAGUAACAAAUCCAAGAAAAGAUCCUCCAGCAUGAUGCUUGAUAAAAACACCAUGGGAAAAGACCAAGCACGUCAAAGCAGUACUGGGGUUAAAAAAAUCAAAGGAGAGAACAAUUCACACACACCCUCAGUUUCUCCUUCGCCAGAUGCUGAUUUUAACGGGCAAAUAGACAAAGACUUUAUCAUCAGAUUUGUCAAGGACAAUCCAACAGUGCUGGAGUUUGCCAAAAGACUCAAGCCAUAUCUUAACGGUGAAAACGAGACGAAGAACAGAGAAAUACUCACUGACUUCAUGAAGAACCACAUUGCGAAAAAAAAUGGGAAACUUUGCAUCAAAUGAGCCUCAACGUCGAGAACAACUUUGUAGAGGCACCCUUUUGCUGCGCAUGCUGCACUCUGCAUGUUCCAUACCAUACAUAUUGAAUACACACUAUGCCUGUUCUUCUGUUGUCUGUUCUUCUGCUGCCCGUUCUUCUGCUGCCUGUGCUGCCUGUGUUGCGUGGUAGUUAAGCCCGGGCAGUGGCUGG
This is a messenger RNA of Ascoidea rubescens DSM 1968, 2852 nucleotides long. It is a transcript of the gene TFG1, whose product is annotated as transcription factor IIF subunit TFG1. The transcript has a single exon. Gene Ontology annotation, molecular function: RNA polymerase II general transcription initiation factor activity; TFIIF-class transcription factor complex binding; DNA binding. Gene Ontology annotation, cellular component: transcription factor TFIIF complex; nucleus. Gene Ontology annotation, biological process: positive regulation of transcription elongation by RNA polymerase II; transcription initiation at RNA polymerase II promoter. The record is from RefSeq and is a predicted model, not a curated record. The coding region runs from base 77 to 2665 and encodes 862 amino acids. Lineage: Eukaryota; Fungi; Ascomycota; Saccharomycetes; Ascoideales; Ascoideaceae.